This is a messenger RNA of Amaranthus tricolor (Joseph's coat), 2875 nucleotides long. Its product is annotated as protein LONGIFOLIA 1-like. Gene Ontology annotation, biological process: regulation of monopolar cell growth. The transcript is spliced from 4 exons. The record is from RefSeq and is a predicted model, not a curated record. Lineage: Eukaryota; Viridiplantae; Streptophyta; Magnoliopsida; Caryophyllales; Amaranthaceae. The coding region runs from base 303 to 2549 and encodes 748 amino acids.
AGAUGAAUAUAUGAGAAUGACUCCCAAAACCUUUUCUCAUGGUAAAUUACCAUCUUACUCCCAUUGUUCGCCUAGUAGACCCUUUAAAAGCCGUGAAAAUCUCAAGACCAAACACAUUAACAAGGACUGAAACAAAUUAGAGAGAGAAAACUUUAGUUUUAGAGGGAAUUAAUGUGAAUAAAAACCCAAAACUAUUUAGAAACAAAUGGCGGUUUAAAGCUUUAUGCAAAACUGGAGGUGAGAAAAAGGUUGAUUUGUGAAGGAAGAUAGAGAGAGAAUUAGCGAAUCUUUAGAGAGAGAAAAUGGCGACGACAACGACUGGGUUAACCAUUCAUGACCAGAACUUAGAGAAGCAAAUUGAGAAGCAUAUGGGUGGUUGUAUGGCUGGUUUUUUCAAUCUUUUUGAUCGUUCUCAUCUUCUCUCUGGCAAACGCCUUUACCCUAAACGACUUCCUCCUCCUCUUUCUCCUAUGGGUUGUGAUUUGGGUUCGGAGUCAAUAUCAAUCAUGGGAUCUCCAGCAUUAUCAAUGGAGUUCGAGAAUCCGAAGAUUCAAUCUCCAGUGCCAGAAAUAGUAUCGAGUACUCCGGCGGAGGCAGUGGUGAAAUCGCCAUGGAAAUUCAAUCGAGAAGCUCCGAGAUUGUCGCUUGAUAGCAGAGCAAUUACGGAUGCCAAAGGCGGCCUUAGGCCGCGAGAGAUUCGAAUCAACACUAUUUCUAGUUCUGGUAACGCUGUUGAUGACGAUAAAGAAAUUCAGCGGCGGUCACCGAGUGUUGUUGCUCGAUUAAUGGGGCUUGAACCACUUCCGAGUUCUUGUACUGAGCCUGAGAAGAAGGUUGAGCUUCGUAGAUCCGCUUCUGAGUCAAGAUCGAGAGAUUGUCGUUUUUUCGAUGCUCCUAGUUUUCUAUCUCCAGUUAAAAAUGAAGCUAUUGGAGAAAGAAAAUUGGAUGAAAUACCUUCCACUGAAAGAACGAAGUACAGUAAUGGAGGAAAGAGUAACAUUUAUAAAAAGAAUAAUCAAAAUGGCCGCAAUAAUCAGCAGAGAUUAAUGGUGGAAAGAAAAAGCUACUACAAUACAGCAGAUUUCUUUCCACCUCAACAUCAGAAUGAAACAGUAACAAUUUACGGAGAAAUCGAGAGGAGAUUAAAAAUGAGAGGAAUUGAUGAACCAUCAAAGGAUCUAGAAACAUUGAAGCACAUUCUAGAAGCUCUUCAGCUUAAAGGACUUCUUCACUCUGCCACUUUUUCCACUACGACAACCUCAAAUCCUCAAUACAACCGGAGAUUCUCUCACGAGGAGGAGUCUCCUAUGAGAGCCAAAUCUCCUUCAAACAAUAAUCGCCGGAAAAAUGCGAACAAUAACUUUUCCGGUGAGAGUCCGAGAAGGGAAAGGGCUGCUAGAAGUCCGAUGAGAUCGCCGAGUAGGAAUGAGAAUCUACGAUCGAAUAGUCCUGUGGUUUGGCGAAAAGGCCGUCCAUUAAGCGUUGAAACGCAGAGAAAAAUCAACGAAACGACAAAUACGAGUAGAAGAGUAUCACAUUCGCCUGUACAAUCACCGAAAAUGAUGACGACAAAACGGUAUGAUCAGGCGGUGAAUCGUUCACCUCGUAAUCGGAGAUCAACGGUCGAGAUUUGUCAAAGUGAGAGAAUCCUCCGUGGUCCAACAUUUGCUGAGGAUGAAGCAUCUACUACAAUUUCAGAAAGUAGUUUUAGUAAUUCUUCACAAACCGACAAUGAGAGAUUAAGGGGAGAUGAUUACAGAGAUGGGAGAAAUUUGUUAGAAAGAUGUGAUAAGCUAUUGAACAGCAUAGCAGAGAUCACAGCGAGUUCAAAUUCAGCUGAGUUACAGCAACCGAGUCCGGUAUCAGUGUUGGACUCGUCCUUCUACAAGGAAGAUGAGUCGUCACCUUCCCCUGUUAUGAAACGUACCGUUGAUUUUAAAGAUCGAGUAGUCAUGGAAUUGGAAGAUGAACUAUUGUGGAGCCCAUCAUCAAUAGUCCAAUUAUUAAAACAUGAUCAAGAUAUGGACUCAUCAGAUGACUCUGAAUUCAGCUAUAUAUCAGAAGUAUUCAGAGCAUAUAAUUACCUCCCAGAUGACAGUAAUUUGUUUUUAUUAUUAGAGAAGCAAACUUCAAUUAGAUGUAAUAAAGACAAGUCCAAGGCUUCCAUUCUUCAAAGGAAGCUCAUCUUUGAUACCAUCACCGAAAUCCUCGAUCGAAACCGUCAACUCCCCCCUUGGAAAGCAGUUUCUAACCCCAAUUGGAGUCUCGGAAGGCCAUCAUUGGAGCAAAUUUGGUCGGAGUUUCAAAAAAUCCGGAAGCAUGGACCAAGUGAGGACCUUGUAGAGGUCAUCCGGGGAGUGUUAAAGAAGGAUUUGGCGGAGGACGCCACAAAUGGAUGGGGUGAUUGUCCAAUGGAGAUAUCAGAUGCUGUUCUUGACAUCGAACGGUUGAUCUUCAAAGAUCUAAUCGGAGAAACAAUCCGAGAUCUCGCUAAAUUUGCUGGGAAAAGCAUGGGAGUUCAAGCACAUCGUAGGAAGUUAGUUUUCUAAAAAGCGCGGGAAAAGAGAAAAACAGGGAAUAACAGCUUUUGGCGCGCUUUUACUGUUUGUCUAUCUUCUUUUCCACAACGCAAAAAGUGUCCCCACUGAGUGUAGUGUUUAUUUAUUAUUAUUAUUAUUAUUAUUAUUAUUAUUAUUAUUAUUAUUAUUAUUAUUAUUAUUUUAUUCAUAAGUAGAGUUAAUUACUAGGAGUAAUUUUAUUAUUAAUAUUUUAACGUAAAGUUUAAGUAUUAGUUGGCCAUGCUUUUUUGUGGCAAGUUUUAUGAAAUUGUGGAUUUAGAUUUAAGAAUGUGGGCUCGGCUGAAAUCCUGCUAAAU